CAGUCACUCGCGGACAUUAGCGCUCCGUUUUGCCGCCGCUCCGCCCGCCAAUCCGACACGCCAGCCAAGCGCCACCGCCGCGACUUUACAACAGUCCCCCCGAACUCGAAAUGCGUGUAAGACCGACAGACGACGACGGCUGUGGCGGCGUGACGAGCGCGUGAUCUUCAAUAAUAUUGUUCGUCGUCGACGACGAAAAACGUAUCGCGAUUUUCGUUGAAAAAAAAAUAUAGAAAAAAAUAGGAAAAUAAUAAAUCGUGUGCACCGCGCAACACACUCUCUAACCCCGUUCGGCCAAAGCAGACAGUCGCCAACAUACGUUCCGCGAUGUCGUUUCGUCUCGGGUCGCGUUAACCACGACCACGUUUAUAAUUCUAUCGUAUACCAAUACGAUUAUUUGUUACUAUUGUUUUUCGCCGGUUUCGAUUUCGGUUUAGAUAUUUUUCGUAUUCCCGACGAUUUCUCCAAAACUCUCGACUUCACUGUCCGGCGACGACAACGAUUCGUGCUGUUGAAAACCAAAUACGUUGAUGUCAAACAUUCAAUGUGGUCUUAUGAUGUGUCCUUAUGAACGGAGAAUACGCUCAGCCACAGCACAUUUCAGAUUCCAUCUACCUAGGUGCUGCCAUCGUACUGAGUAUUAUCGGAAUAGUUGGAUUUCUCUUCAACACCUGCGUCAUUUUCAUUAUGAUUAGGGAUCCGCGGCUAUGGACCCCUCAAAACGUGAUAAUAUUCAACUUAGCGACAUCCGACUUAGCCGUAUCUGUACUGGGAAACCCAGUUACCUUGGCCGCUGCUAUCACCAAAGGCUGGAUUUUCGGUCAAACCAUAUGUGUUAUCUAUGGGUUUUUUAUGGCAUUAUUUGGAAUAGCGUCAAUUACGACCUUGACAGUGUUGGCAUACGAUCGGUAUUUAAUGAUACGGUAUCCGUUCAGCAGCACCAGAUUGACCAAGGAAACUGCAAUAUACGCAAUAGCUGGAAUAUGGAUAUAUGCGUUUGCUGUAACAGGACCUCCGUUGUUCGGGUGGAAUCGUUACGUCAACGAAUCUGCAAACAUCAGUUGUUCAAUCGACUGGGAGAGUGGUGAGCAUAGCAAUUAUGUUAUAUACAUAUUUGUUUUUGGACUAUUUCUACCAGUUACAGUGAUUAUCUAUUCGUAUGUGAGCCUCGUCGUUACAGUAAGAAAGAGAGCUGCUGAAAAAAUCAUCGGACAAGCGACCAAAGCAGAAUGCAGGGUAGCCAUUAUGGUGGCCGUGAUGAUAUUGGCGUUUUUAACUGCGUGGAUGCCGUACUCAGUGCUAGCUCUGAUGAUUGCAUUUGGCGGCGUUCAUAUCAGUCCGGUCGUCAGCAUAAUACCGGCUUUGUGCGCCAAGUCGAGCAUAUGCUGGAAUCCAAUUAUAUACAUUGGACUCAAUACGCAGUUCCGGUCAGCGUGGAAGCGGUUCCUAAACAUCCCGGGCCCGUUGUCGGAAGUCUCACUGGACGCCGACAUCACCACGGGCAUGACCAAGCUGAUGACUGGUCACCAAGAGCUGCCGUCCCACCCCAUGAACAACGGCGGCGCCAACCAUCCACCCGGUCUGAUAAUGUGCUGCUUGGCACACGACGAACACCGACGGUCCGCGACGUACGCCGACCAGUACCAGUGCAAUCUCGAAAUGAAGUCGUGUAACCCGCAAACCCUAGGCAAACGACCCGAAACGGAUAUCGGCGACGUUUCUUUGUGAACAUAAAAAUAGUAUAAUAUAUCAAAAUACCACGAAAACCGUCGAAACGAAAAAAAAGUCACAUUCUAUAAGUUGGCUUUGAAUUGGUAAUAAUAUUAUUUUCUUUUUGGACAUUGUUGAUGCCUGUAGUUAAUUCCAAUAUACGAACAAAAAUUCAAUUUAAAAACGGAACAAUACAUUAUUAUUACAUCGUA
Myzus persicae (green peach aphid) is the source of this 1922-nucleotide messenger RNA. RefSeq names its product rhodopsin-like. Gene Ontology annotation, molecular function: G protein-coupled receptor activity. Gene Ontology annotation, biological process: G protein-coupled receptor signaling pathway. NCBI's taxonomy places the organism in Eukaryota, Metazoa, Arthropoda, Insecta, Hemiptera, Aphididae. The record is from RefSeq and is a predicted model, not a curated record. The transcript has 7 exons. The coding region runs from base 568 to 1728 and encodes 386 amino acids. Gene Ontology annotation, cellular component: membrane; photoreceptor outer segment.